Messenger RNA from Vigna unguiculata (cowpea), 951 nucleotides. RefSeq names its product alkaline ceramidase-like. Gene Ontology annotation, molecular function: hydrolase activity, acting on carbon-nitrogen (but not peptide) bonds, in linear amides. Gene Ontology annotation, cellular component: membrane. NCBI's taxonomy places the organism in Eukaryota, Viridiplantae, Streptophyta, Magnoliopsida, Fabales, Fabaceae. Gene Ontology annotation, biological process: response to salt stress; defense response to other organism; ceramide metabolic process. The record is from RefSeq and is a predicted model, not a curated record.
CACAUGUGUCCGACACGUAUCAGCCUCUUCUGUUUCCAUUUUCUGACACCAAUGAAUCACAAUUCGUAACGGAAUUUGUGAGCUCUGCAGCUUUAAAGACAGAUAAUUAGGUAAACAAAUAAACCAGAUGGAGAGGAAAAUGUCUAGCUUCUGGGGUCCGGUUACAUCAACUACAGAUUGCUGUGAAAAGAAUUACGAAUAUUCAUCUUAUAUUGCAGAAUUUUAUAACACAAUAUCCACCAUUCCAACCAUUCUUUUGGCUCUUGUCGGUCUUAUAAAUGCUUAUAGAGAACGGUUUGAGAAAAGAUUUUGCAUUCUUUAUGUAACAAUUAUGGCACUUUCCAUUGGAAGCAUGUUGUACCAUGCCACGCUACAGCGUGUGCAACAACAGAGCGAUGAAACUCCUAUGAUGUGGGAGAUUCUGCUAUACAUGUACAUCCUGUAUUCCCCGGAUUGGCACUAUCCUCGAACAAUGCCCAUCUUCCUAUUUGUGUAUUGUGUUAUCUUUGCCAUUGUUCAUUCGGUGGUGCGUUUUGGAAUUGGGUUCAAAGUUCAUUACAUCAUUAUCUGCCUCCUCUGCAGUCCAAGAAUGUACAAGUAUUACAUUUAUACUGAUUGUGUGCCUGCAAAGCGCCUGGGAAAGCUGUAUGCAGUUACUCUUCUAUUGGCAGGUUUGUGUUGGAUAGGCGAUCAUGUUUUCUGCAAGCAAAUUUCUAGUUGGCCAAUUAAUCCACAAGGUCAUGCUUUGUGGCAUAUCUUCAUGGGUUUCAAUUCCUACUUUGCAAACACAUUCUUGAUGUUUUGUCGGGCUCAACAACUUGCCUGGUCUCCAAAAGUUGUCCAUGUAAUGGGUGUCUUGCCCUAUGUCAAGAUUGAGAAGCCAAAACGCCAGUAAAAGAAAACAAUACAAGAUGAAAAUGUUUCAGUCAUCAUACAUUUGGGUAAAGAGUA